UUUAAUAAUAUAGUACUACAGUACACGCGCAUGCUCUGUGCGGUGUUAUUAUCUUAGCGUUUCUGUCGGAAUUACGUUUGUUUGUUGAACGAAUACGUCUUUUUGUUGCUAUAUUUUCUUUGUAGAAAAAUAAAAACAACUUAAUGGCAACGACACCGCAUAAAAGAGUUGUGAUCGUCGGUGCGGGUAUUAUCGGUGUGAAUUCGGCGCUGGAAGUUCAGAGGAGAUAUCCGAAUUACGACCUGACCCUGAUAGCGGACAAGUUCAACGGAGACACUCUCAGUGACGGCGCCGCUGGAUUGUUGCGGCCGGACACGUACAUUUUUGGUCCCAGCCUAGAAAUAUCUCAGCAAUGGGUCAAUGAUUCUUAUAGUUUUUAUGAAAAUCUAUUAAGAAAUAGGGAUGAACCAUGUGGCAUAAAUGAAGUUUCUGGUUACAUAUUUUCGACUAAGAAUCCAGAUAUUACAAAAAACCAUUACAUGAACAAUUGCUCACAAGACUUCAGAGAAGCUACUGAUGAGGAAUUAAAAUCGCAUUCGUUUGCUGAGAGUCAACUUAAAAUAAAGUAUGGUAGCUUCUUUACGUCGAUAGUUGUUGAAUGUAAACUAUUUUUACCGUGGGCUUUAAAAAAAAUUAGUGAUAACGGUGGAGCUAUUAUUAACCGAAAAAUCGAAUCUUUUGAAGAACUAUGUGGAGAAUAUGAUAUUAUUUUUAACUGCACUGGGUUCAGAGCCGGAAAAUUAUGUAAUGAUGUUAAUGUGUCGCCUAUUCGUGGACAAGUAAUUCGGGUCAAAGCUCCUUGGGUUGAUAAAUUUUACUAUCUCGAUUCCGACACAUAUAUAAUUCCGUCAAUAAGCGACGGGACUGUUGUACUAGGUGGAUGUAGACAUUUUGGUAGUCAUAAUGAGCAGGUGAAUGAACGCAACACAGAAGAAAUACUGGAAAAUUGUAUCAGAUUAUUGCCAUCAUUAAAAGAAGCGUUAAAAACGGACUACAAAGUUUGGGUUGGUCUUAGACCUUAUCGGAAUAAAAUUCGUGUAGAAACUGAACAUAUAAAAAAUGAUACCGUGAUUGUACACAAUUAUGGGCACGGAGGAUAUGGAGUAACAUUAGCGCCCGGAACAGUGAAAUAUGCAGUUAACUUAUUGACUUCAGUUUACACAUGAUUUAACAACAAAAUGCAGUUGCGAACUCGGUUAUAGUAGUAUAUAUUGUAUAGCAGCACAUAUAAUAUAAUAUCAGUGUCAAUUCUAAGGAUUUUUGUCAACAACGCAUUAAAUUCACUAUUCUUAACUGUACUAAAAUAUCAUUAUUUAUAUAAAUAUGAUUAGGUAUGUAACAAUGUAUCUAAUAAAACAUUCAAGUCAAAUUUUAUUUAGGUA
This is a messenger RNA of Diuraphis noxia (Russian wheat aphid), 1382 nucleotides long. RefSeq names its product D-amino acid oxidase 1 (gene Daao1). Gene Ontology annotation, molecular function: D-amino-acid oxidase activity; FAD binding. The record is from RefSeq and is a predicted model, not a curated record. Gene Ontology annotation, cellular component: cytoplasm. Gene Ontology annotation, biological process: D-amino acid catabolic process. NCBI's taxonomy places the organism in Eukaryota, Metazoa, Arthropoda, Insecta, Hemiptera, Aphididae.